CCUCCGUCCACUGUAGAAGGAAUUGUGAUCUUCUUUAUCCGGCAACAAUCCGAGUUCGAUUGAGUCGCGAUUGCGGAUCUUGAGCAUCUCCUAGAAACUCCCUCUACAAGCUUAUGCGCCGUCUCUCUAUAUUAUUGUAUCUAUGGACAAAAGAGUGACUGAUGAAAAUUGUAGACAGUUUCGAAGUGUCGGGAGGAGUGAGGUGUGUGUAGCCUGUAAAAUAAUGGCAGAAGAAAAAAAUGACAGUCCAACUGAUAAGCCAGAACAGAUAGAUAUUACUGAAGAAAAGAAGGUAAAGCCUGAUGACAAGGCUAAGCAAAAACUUAAACAGGAUGAAGCAAUGGAAAAAAACAACAUACAAAGUAACAACAAUGAGAGUGGCAAUUGUUAUUGUGGCAAGGAAAGGAACCUGAAUAUUGUUGAGUUACUUUGUGCUAGUUGUUCUCGUUGGUUCCAUGAGUCCUGUAUUGGAUAUCAAUUGGGAAAGCUUGUACCAUUCAUGAUGAAUUAUGUAUUUGUUUGUAAAAACUGUUCACCAACUGGUCUAGAAAGCUUUAAAAAAAAUCAAGCACCAUUUCCUCAGAUGUGUGUGACGGCAAUCGCAAACCUGCUGCAAAUGUGCCAAAAAGAGAAUGAGCAGAAGACUCUUUUCCAUAAAGAUAGAGACAUCAUACCAUUUAUCGAUUGUCAUUGGGAGAGCAUGACCACGAUGCCUCGCAGAGCCACUCAAUCCUGGCAUGCUACGAUUCACAGAGCUUUACUUAAAGACAUUGGAACACUAUUUACGAUAGAUGAGACUUCGUCUGAAGGUCAGCUGUUCGGACUGGCGAGUUCUGAACUCACAUCAAUUAAACCGAAUUACGAAGCAAUGAUCAAGAAUGGUCACCUCCGAGCGACAGAGAUGGGCAUACAGCAUGUUGUACCACUUAGCGGAGGAUUGCGAGGACGUAACGCCAAACGAAAGUUGCCGGGCGAAGCUACAGGCACAGGUUCUGGAAAAAAAGGCAGAGGAUCUGACAUGACGACUCCCAAACUGCCGGCUCAUGGUUAUCCACUCGAGCAUCCCUUCAAUAAGGAUGGCUACAGAUAUAUUUUGGCAGAGCCCGAUCCUCAUGCUCCUUUCCGACAGGAAUUCGAUGAAAGCAGCGAUUGGGCUGGUAAACCUAUACCUGGAUGGCUUUAUCGAGCUCUUAGUCCAAGCACGGUUUUGCUUGCAUUGCAUGAUCGUGCGCCACAGCUCAAGGUUGCUGAAGAUAGGCUGGCAGUUACCGGAGAAAAAGGAUAUUGUAUGAUCAGAGCCACGCACAGUGUGAGUAGAGGCACUUGGUAUUGGGAAGCUACUAUUGAAGAGAUGCCAGAAGGAUCUGCAACGAGACUUGGAUGGGGACAAGAAUAUGCAAACUUGCAAGCUCCAUUGGGCUAUGAUAAGUUCGGUUACUCAUGGAGAUCCAGAAAAGGUACGCGAUUCCACGAAAGCCGUGGCAAACAUUAUAGUGACGGUUACGGCGAGGGUGAUACUUUGGGUUUCCUCAUAAUUCUUCCGGAUACACACGAUGCAUCGCAUAUUCCGAAUACUUAUAAAGAUAGACCCUUAGUGAAGUUCAAAAGCCACUUAUAUUAUGAAGAGAAGGAUCAAGUGCAAGAAGCUUUGAAAGCUCUACGGCCCUUGAAAGGUAGCAAGAUUAUAUAUUACAAGAAUGGAGUCACUCAAGGCGAUGCUUUCAUAGAUAUCAAUAAGGGUGCCUAUUAUCCUGGAAUCUCGUUAUAUAAAAGCGCGAUGGUAUCUGUAAAUUUCGGACCGAAUUUUAAAUAUCAACCAACAGAUAUUACAUUCAGAGGUGUAAGUAAACUUAAAUUGCACGAAAAAGCAGAAGAGGCAAUAGCUGAGCAGUCAAUGGCGGAUAUACUUUACCUCACUGAGAACGAAGGCAAAUUAAGACUGGACACAUUCGUGUUAUGACAUUAAAGCAUCUUUUUAUUUUGUCAUUUUUGUUGUACAUUUUUGUUGUACAUGCAGCUGCUAUUUGCAGGGAUUGCAGGGGAUUAGCACAACAAUAUGUGACCUAAUCAAAGUGAGGAAAAAAAAAUAAAUCGUAUAGGAUUUUAUAUUUGUACUUUUUAUUUGUAGUAUUUAAUUUGUGUAUUUACUUAAAAUUCUCGUGUUUUUGGCACAGGAAAGUAAAUGCAAAGAAGAGAAGAAUAAAAAAACAUUUGAAC
This is a messenger RNA of Pogonomyrmex barbatus (red harvester ant), 2217 nucleotides long. It is a transcript of the gene ash2, whose product is annotated as set1/Ash2 histone methyltransferase complex subunit ASH2. The record is from RefSeq and is a predicted model, not a curated record. Lineage: Eukaryota; Metazoa; Arthropoda; Insecta; Hymenoptera; Formicidae. Gene Ontology annotation, molecular function: protein binding; transcription cis-regulatory region binding. Gene Ontology annotation, cellular component: Set1C/COMPASS complex.